CAUGUAAAACCAAACUCUAGUCCAGGGGAAUAUAAAAUGGCGAAGGACCCCAAUGUGUCAAUUUGGGCUCCAUCAAUGGCCGACAGAGCAAGACUUUGAGGUCUCCAAUGGAGGAAAGAAAUUUCAAAUCCAAUUUUUAAACGAGAGAGGGCUUUUUGUCUUCUUCCUCUUCCUUUUCACGUGCUCUCUCUCAGUCUCGGCAAGCCCGAGGCAAGUACUUGAUCAACCUAGUAAGGUCAAGGAUUCAAGAUUCAGAUCUCAAAAUCCAGCCGUUUGAUGAUCUCACCGUGCUUUCUUCAGCUCCGCCAUGGCUUAUUCUGCGCCGGUCUUCCUGAUCCUCCUCUUUCAACUCCUGCGCUUUUCCUUGCCGUCAGCGGCGGCGGCUCAUUCAUGCUCAAAACCAGAACCCCUCUGUCCGCCGUUCACUUCCACGCCGCCUUUCCCGUUCUCUUCCUCUCCUGGAUGCGGUCACCCUUCCUUCCAAAUAAACUGCUCCUCGCCCCACUCCAUCAUCACCAUUAACAACCUCUCCUUCUCUCUCCUCCACUACGACCACAACUCGUCUUCUCUCCUUCUCUCUCCUCGACCCACUGAAUCGCUGUCGUUUCGCCGGAACUGCACAUCCCACUUCCCCUCCAUUCCCAACGGCUCUGUCGAUCUGUCCGGCUCCCCAUUUCGAGUGUCAGACUCUUCCUGUUCCCGCCUCUCCGUUCUCCGGCCUUGCCCGGAGCAGAAUCUCCCCAAUUGCAGCCACUGCCCUUGGGACUGUCGGAUUAUCAAAAACCCAGCUCAGCUAUUCGGCGGCUGUGAAGCCAGCCGCCAUCCUGCCGCCGAACAGGGUUGCCACGGCGAUAUUCUCGGAUUCCUCGACAAGUUUCUGCAACUGGGUAUCGAGCUCGAGUGGGACGAAGAUCAAGAUUCUUACUUCUCCAAUUGCAAGACUUGCAAGGCUGACAAUGGAGUCUGCGGGUUCAAUUCAUCGGAUCCCCGGAAGAAAUUCAUCUGUUUCCGGCUCCGGAGCCAAGUCCCGGCUCCGUGGAUUCGGCAGCAUGGCCCAAAUCGAACGGCGAUCUUCUGUAUAAUCUUCGUGUUCAUGUGUUUGCUGGCUGUUGUUUCAAUCGCUUCGGUUGUUCUGCGUUCGAAACGGAAGCCUUCGCCGGCGGAGGAAGACCCGGCGGCGCUUUACCUCCGGCGGCACCGCUCCGCCAGCCUCCUGCCGCCGGUGUUCACCUACGAGGAGCUCGAAAUCUCCACCAAUCGGUUCGACCCGAAGCGCAAAAUCGGCGAUGGCGGGUUCGGGUCUGUCUACCUGGGCCAGCUCUACGACGGCCGAAUCGUCGCCGUAAAACAACUUCACCGCCACCAGGGCGGUGGCGCCGCCAUUGCCUUCUCCACCAAGUCGUUCUGUAACGAAAUCUUGAUUCUUUCUUCGAUCAACCAUCCGAAUCUCGUCAAGCUUCACGGAUAUUGUAGCGAUCCGAGAGGGCUUCUCCUGGUCUACGACUACGUUCCGAACGGAACCCUAGCCGAGCAUCUCCAUGGAAGCAAGAAAAUUUACAGAAAAGGGUCGCUGACGUGGCCGGUGAGGGUGGAUAUGGCACUGCAAACGGCUAUGGCGCUAGAGUAUCUUCACUUCUCAGUUAUACCACCGAUAGUUCACAGAGACAUAACUUCUUCCAACAUUUUUGUGGAGAAGGAUAUGAGAAUAAAGGUGGGCGAUUUUGGGCUCUCCAGGCUACUGGUGUUGCCUCCGGACACGAACUCGACGGCGGCGUCGGCGGCGGGUUCCGGGUGCGUUUGGACUGGCCCGCAAGGUACACCGGGAUACUUAGACCCGGACUACCACCGUUCGUUCCGGCUGACGGAAAAGAGUGACGUGUACAGCUUUGGGGUUGUGUUGUUAGAGCUGAUAACGGGCUUGAAGGCGGUGGACCAGCGGAGAGACAAGAGGGAUGUGGCUCUGGCGGACAUGGCGGUGGCGAAGAUACAGAUGGGGCUGCUGCACCAGGUGGUGGACCCGUUGUUAGCGGCGGAGUGGAGUGCUGGCGAGGAGGCGGCGGAGGGCAUCGCCGCCGUGGCAGAGCUAGCGUUCCGAUGCGUGGCAGCCGACAAGGACGACAGGCCCGACGCCAGGGAGGUGGCGGCGGAGUUGCGCCGGAUCCGCGGCCGGACACGCGGCGGGGGGAUUUCGCGGGCUUCUUCGAAUUCGACGAAUGUGGGGGUUGCUGACGGGGCCGGGAUGGUCUGAGCAGGCCAGGUGGCGUGAUGAGAUGCGCGGAGGCUUGCCUUUGUUAAUGUUGAGCUUUGACUUUUUGACUAACACGUGUCACAAGAUUAUUGUGUUCUUGAUGACAAUGCGAAGCUCUGAUCAACGGUUUGUGCACUCUGAAUCAUCUCAAAUCCGAUGGGAGGCAUCUUUUUGUAAUAAGAAUUUUUUGUCAAAGAAUUGUUAUAUAAUAAUAAAUUUUCAUCCAAAUGAAAUCAGAUAAA
Diospyros lotus (date-plum) is the source of this 2490-nucleotide messenger RNA. RefSeq names its product LEAF RUST 10 DISEASE-RESISTANCE LOCUS RECEPTOR-LIKE PROTEIN KINASE-like 1.5. The record is from RefSeq and is a predicted model, not a curated record. Bases 308 to 2248 code for a protein of 646 amino acids. Lineage: Eukaryota; Viridiplantae; Streptophyta; Magnoliopsida; Ericales; Ebenaceae. Gene Ontology annotation, biological process: protein phosphorylation. The transcript is spliced from 2 exons. Gene Ontology annotation, molecular function: protein kinase activity; ATP binding.